ACAGUAAACAACAACAUCAACAACCACCGGGUCCCAGCACCCAGUUUUUUUUUUAAUAAAUAAAUGACCAUGGCAAAGAUCUUUGCAGUCAAAGCGGAAAGAGAAAGAGAGCAAAUCUUUUCUCGCGAGUAGUCCCCGCCCCUGCUCGUGUCUCCUCCUCCUCCGCUUUGUUUUGUCCGAAAAUCCCAUAAUCAGAUAGAGAGAGAGCUUGCUUAUUGAAUCAGAAUGGCCUUCGUCGCGGGGCUGCUGCUGGGAAUCGCUCUGGGCUUGGCACUGAUCGUCGGCUUUGUGCGGUCCGAAAAUGCCCGAUCUAAGCGUCGCUCUGAGCUCGCGACGACUAUUGCAGCUUUCGCGAGGAUGAGCGUGCAGGAUUCCCGGAAAAUACUGCCGGCAGAGUUGUACCCUUCCUGGGUCGUUUUCACUCAGCGCCAGAAGCUGACCUGGCUUAAUCACCAUCUUACCAAGAUCUGGCCUUAUGUCAAUGAGGCUGCAUCUCAGUUGAUUAAGGCUUCAGUCGAGCCCAUCUUGGAACAAUAUACUCCCAUCAUCUUGUCCUCUCUCAAGUUCUCCAAAUUCACUCUCGGUACUGUGGCACCCCAAUUCACAGGAGUCUCUGUUGUGGAAGAUGGAGGGGGUGGCAAUGGCAUUACUUUAGAGUUGGAGGUGAACUGGGAUGGCAAUCCGAGCAUAAUACUGGAUAUUAACACUAGAGUUGGGGUGGCACUUCCUGUGCAGGUAAAGAACAUUGGAUUUACUGGGGUUUUUAGGUUGAUCUUUAAGCCACUUGUUGAUGAGUUUCCUUGCUUUGGAGCUGUUUGUUUUUCUCUUAGAGAAAAGAAAAAGCUGGAUUUAACGCUGAAAAUUGUUGGUGGGGACAUAUCAACAAUUCCCGGAAUCUAUUCCGCCAUUGAGGAUACAAUUCGGGAUGCUGUUGAGGAUUCAAUUACAUGGCCGGUUCGGAAGGUUAUACCCAUCUUGCCAGGAGACUAUAGUGACUUGGAACUAAAGCCUGUUGGCACCUUGGAAGUGAAGCUCGUACAAGCAAAGGAGCUGACAAACAAAGACAUCAUUGGGAAAUCGGAUCCCUAUGCUGUUCUUUAUAUACGCCCUUUACGGGAUAGAAUGAAGAAAAGCAAAAUACUGAACAAUGAAUUGAAUCCUGUUUGGAAUGAACAUUUUGAAUUCGUCGUUGAGGAUGCAUCCACGCAACAUUUGGUGGUCAAAGUUUAUGAUGAUGAAGGGCUUCAGGCAUCCGAGUUAAUUGGAUGUGCUCAAGUACAGUUAAAAGAGCUUGAGCCAGGCAAAGUGAAGGAUGUGUGGUUGAAGCUGGUUAAAGAUUUGGAAGUUCAAAGGGAUAACAAAAAUCGGGGGCAGGUGCACUUGGAGCUUUUGUACUGUCCUUUUGGCAUGGAGAAUAGUUUCACCAACCCUUUCAGCCAUGACAUCUCAAUGACAUCCUUGGAGAAGGUCUUGAAAGGUGGGAUCAAUGGCAUGGAAGUUAGUGAGGAUGGAAAUGGCAUUGGACAGAAGAAAAGGGAAGUUAUUGUGAGAGGGGUGCUCUCUGUCACUGUGAUAUCUGCUGAAGAGUUGCCAGUGGUGGAUGUAAUGGGGAAGGCUGAUCCAUAUGUUGUAGUCACCAUGAAGAAGUCAGGAAUGAAAAAUAAAACGCGGGUCGUGAAUGACAGCUUGAACCCUGUUUGGAAUCAAACAUUUGACUUUGUUGUGGAGGAUGGACUACAUGAUAUGCUAAUUCUGGAAGUCUGGGAUCAUGACACAUUUGGGAAGGAUUACAUGGGAAGAUGCAUCUUGACUCUGACCAAGGUCAUACUAGAAGGGGAAUAUAAAGUUUGCUUUCCAGUAGAUGGUGCCAAGUCUGGGAAGCUGAAUCUCCACCUAAAAUGGAUGCCCCAGCCGAUUUAUCGAGACGCAUAGGUGACAGUGAUCACAGUUUGCCCCUUCUCGUUUACUGCUGGAGAAUAAGUGAAGUUAUAUCUUUCCUUUUUACCAACUUCUUACAGUGCUUCCUCCUCCUCCGGGAGAGGGGAAUGUAGAGAAAUUAGAGAACCGGUGACAAUACUCUGACAUUUGGUCAUUGUACAUAAUCCGUUUUGGAAGAGAGACGUGUGAAGUCAAUAAAUAGGUCGAGGGUAAUUUGAGAAGGAUGCCCAGUGAAAUGAGUCAUGAUACGACCACUUCUGUUCUUUUGGACGUGCAGAAGAACACCAAGUGGCCAAGAGAAUUAAAACGAUUUUUUUUCUUUUGUUGGUUUAUCUAUUCACUUCCCUUGUAUGAAUU
Punica granatum (pomegranate) is the source of this 2295-nucleotide messenger RNA. NCBI's taxonomy places the organism in Eukaryota, Viridiplantae, Streptophyta, Magnoliopsida, Myrtales, Lythraceae. The record is from RefSeq and is a predicted model, not a curated record.